Messenger RNA from Cuscuta europaea, 1027 nucleotides. Lineage: Eukaryota; Viridiplantae; Streptophyta; Magnoliopsida; Solanales; Convolvulaceae. The record is from the annotation of a GenBank genome assembly.
CAAAAAAACAAUAAACCCAGCUGUCACUUUUUGUGAUUCACAAUCACACAUUUCACAACCAAAAAAUAAAGAAUGCGUCAAGACAAAAAAAAGAGAGUUGUAAGAUUUUCAGCACUGAUUCUCCCUUUGUUCUUUUCUCACCCACUUGCAUUGCUGGAACCAACUUCUACUACUACAUACAAAUACACCAUACACACUCCCAUAGUGAGCUUUCCUCACUCUUUCAAGAACCAAAAAGAGUCCUUUCAAUUCUACUUGCUAAGCCAUUUUGGUUAGAGAUGGAUUAUGGCAGUGGCUGUGAAUCUGGAUGGACUAUGUAUUUGGAGAAUUCUCUCAUUCCUCCAUGCACUACAUAUUCUCAUGGUAAUGAGUUCUUACAUAAAAGUAUGAUAAAUAAACAAGAAGAAGAGGAGGAGGAUUUGUCUAUGAUUUCAGAUGCAUCUUCUGGACCUCCACAAGUAUUUGGAGAAGAGGAGUUUGGUUUGUGUUAUGACAACUAUCCUAUUGAUGCUGCAUUAUUGUUGCCUGCUAAGGUCGAUGCCAAAAGCCAUAAGAAGAAACCAAACAGGCGUGAGAAGCUAAAGGAAAAGGCUUCUUCUGCUCUUGAUGAUACAGCCAGUUCUCCCAUCUUCACCUCCACUCAUAAUAACUUCAGCCAGAACAACAAUCACAGUUCAGGAGAGAAUGUUGUAGUACCAGGUUUUUCACAUGGCUAUUCAACUACUCAAUUUCAUGGGCAAUCUACACAUCACCAGGAGCACUCUGAGCUCUUUCAAUUGCAACCAAACCAGUGGUUUGAAAGGAGAUGGGGAUAUUAGGACAUCAUUUUUUGCUGUUGAUGUUGGCAGCAGCUUAGUUUAAUGUUUAGUUCUGGAAAAAUAACAGAGAAAUGUUGCUCUUGAAUUCUAUUCUUUUCUUGAUCUUUUAGCUAUCAAUGCACUGGGAAACAACCCAAGCCUAAAAGGAAAAAAGAUCCCAUCUUGUUACUUAGAAUUGCAAUUGCUUCAUUUAACUAGUUAACUAUCAU